UCAGUUGUCUGUUGCAGAUUCAGGACAGAACAUGUUCGUUCUCCUGCUCACGCUGAGCCUGGGAGCACAGCUUCGGCAGACAGCAGCUCUCUUCACAGUGACUGUCCCCAGGGAACACUACGUGGUAGACCAUGGCAGCAAUGUGACCCUGGAGUGCGAUUUUGACACCGGAGGGCCUGUUGACUUAGGAGCACUCACCGCCCAGUUGCAGAAGAUGAAAAAUAACACGGCCUUACCCAAUGAAAAGGCUGUUCUUCUGCAGGAGCCCCUGGACCAGGGGCAGGCCUUGUUCCACAUCGCCCGGGUCCUGGUGAGUGACGCGGGCAGGUAUCGCUGCCUGAUUGUCCACAAGGACGCCUGGGACUACAAGUACCUGACCCUGGAAGUCAGAGCUUCCUACAAGCACAUAAGCACGAGUGUCCAUAAGGUCCCGGGAACAGAUGAGGUAGAGCUCACCUGCCAGGCUGAAGGGUACCCUCUAGCAGAAGUGAUCUGGCCAAACGUCAGCAUUCCUGCCAACACCAGCCACACCAAGACCCCCGAGGGCCUCUACUGGGUCACCAGUGUUCUGCAGCUAAAGCCACAGCCUGGCCAAAACUUCAGCUGUGCAAUCUGGAAUGUUAAGUUGAAGGAAUGGACGUGGGCCAUCAUCGACCUUGGAGAUCUGAGGACACCCAAGAGCCCAACAAGUCCACUGCUUCUCAUCCCAAUCUUCAUCGUUGUCUUCCUCUUGCUGACCCUAAUGAUAGUCCGAAGGAAAAGGCUCUGCCAAAAGCUGUCUCCGAGAAAAGACCUAACAGAAAGAUCUGCUGCUGGAAAAAGAAAGGAUGGAAGCAGAGAUAUCUGAGCGGAGGUCUCGGGAGCUGGGGUGAGUGAGGGGUCCGCCACCAGGACCAGCCCGCGGAGCUUGCGAUUGAUUGCACUUUCAACGCCUUUGGGUGACCCCGCACUUUCCUCCUCUAUAAGAAGACCCUCGCCCCCUGUUCUGGAGCUUGGAGGAGGCGACGCUGCCCUGGCUGCCCUGGCUGUAGCCGGGCUCUGAGCUGGUCCCAAGGAAGCACACCUGCACUUUAGAAACCUGUCACCCUGCAGUG
Molecule: messenger RNA, 1094 nt
Organism: Echinops telfairi (small Madagascar hedgehog)
Lineage: Eukaryota; Metazoa; Chordata; Mammalia; Afrosoricida; Tenrecidae
Gene: PDCD1LG2
Product: programmed cell death 1 ligand 2
Exons: 6
Coding region: 32-847 (271 amino acids)
Biological process (GO): immune response; cell surface receptor signaling pathway; negative regulation of T cell proliferation
Cellular component (GO): external side of plasma membrane
Source: RefSeq, a predicted model, not a curated record